Molecule: messenger RNA, 5270 nt
Organism: Arabidopsis arenosa
Lineage: Eukaryota; Viridiplantae; Streptophyta; Magnoliopsida; Brassicales; Brassicaceae
Source: the annotation of a GenBank genome assembly
ACAAAGUUAGUAAACCUUGUAAUAAGUGUUGGUAUCCUCUUCAUUAUGGUCAUUUAAAAACAAGUCAUCUCUAAAACCCUUGUCCGAGUUUGAAGAGCCGCCGUCUGUUUUUGAAGGAGAAGAAGAAGAAGAAAUGGAGAGUAUAGAGGAUAAAUCUAGAAUAAGAUUUUGGGAUAUCGAAUCUCUGAAGCUAACAGAUUCAGAGAGUAUGCGCUUCUUUCUAGAAGCCUUGUUUUAUUACCUGAGAGGUAAUGGAUUUGGUACUGGAUUUCAUAUUAGGCCGGUUGCAGCUAAUAGGCAUCACACUAGGGUUAGUGUGGCCGUAAGAAACUUUCUACACAGCUGUGACAUUACGCCUGAAUUCGUGCGACCAGGUGCUGAUUUGAACUUACCAAAACAGUUAGCUGAUAAAAGAAUUUCGAGUCACAUGUUUAUAUGGAUGAAUAGGGAACAUCGUGCCGAGCCAGGAGUUGUGGUUUUACUAGCUCACGAUGGUCACUACAUCAAUGCCAUCGGAAAAAUUCUGAGAUUAGGCCAUAUGGCAGUUCUCAUCUACAAAGGAAAAGUUAAUGGCGAACUGUUUAAAUUACUUUGGAGUGGAAAGUUUCAUGAUGAUUUCCCUGAGAUGGGUCGCAUCAUUGGUGUGGUGAAUGCUCUCUGGGCUCGCUCGGGGCCUCGGAUUUAUGUUCACAAAUUAGGCCAGGGGGCCUUUCUCCUUCGUGUCUCAAACCCCCGUACUCGGGCCAUCCUUCUUGGACGUAAUGUUUGGAACAUUGCCGGUUACCCUAUGUUCGUGUCUCCGUGGUCACCAGAUUUCACUCCUGGGUCGCCACCGAUUACUUCAGCUUCCAUUACUGCGGAAUUUAGAGGUGUUUCUUACCUUCUCUUCAACAAACAGAGUCUCAGCCGCAUAGCCACUGCUGUUGGUGAGCCAAUUGCCCUUGCUCCCGAAACAGCGAGAAAGGAGAAUUUUGAAGUUGCAAAGGUGCUCGUCCGUGUUGAUCUUACAAAGGACCUUCCUUCGAAGGUUAUCUCGGGUUUCUCUGAUGGCCGCGAAGUGGAGAUUGAUGUCACUUACCCCUGGCUCCCUCCAAGAUGCUCCGUAUGCAGUGCGUAUGGGCAUGAUUCUAUUCGUUGUCCUACUAGGCCAGUAGCCUCUUUUACUCAAAAAAGGAGAAGCUUAAGGUCUCGCAGUAGGCCAAGAAUCAGACGACGUUCGAGGCAGGGACGUUCUGCUGAACGAUGGAUUAAGGCUCCUUCCAAAGCUCAAUUGGUUUGGCAGGCUAAGGAAGUUACAAAAGGUACAGUGGUAGCCCAGGCUACAGAGAAUGCUGAGUGUUCUGCUAGUAUGUCUGUUGUUGGUACUGCUGCUGUGGUUGCUACUGAAGAAGCUAAUGUAGCGGAUGAGAAUGGUUCGGUUAUCCCUGCUGAAGGGAAGCAAACCGCAGAAGAAGAAGAAGCUCCGUUUAUCCUGGUCUCACGCAGGAGAAGUGGCCGCAAGGACUCUACAAAGAAUUGGAUUUCUAUCCACAAGCCACUUUUUGGUGCGUUUUUAGAGACGCAUAUUCAGCCAAUAAAUGCAAGAAGAGUUGUUCGUGCUAUUCCAGCUGGUUGGAAGUUUUUUGCUAAUUUUGAUCAUCAUAGCACUGCCCGGAUUGUGGUCUGCUGGGACCCCUCAGUCUCCUUGGUUGUGUACCAAGCCUCUGCUCAGUUGGUUACCUGCGGUAUUUUUAUCCAAUCUCUCAGUUUAUCUGUCACAGUCUCCUUUGCUUAUGGUCAUAAUCUUCCUGAGGAUCGUCAACCACUGUGGGAGGAGUUAGCUUGGUUGAAUGCCAACUCUCCGGUGAAUCGUUUUCCCUGGGCUGUGGUAGGCGAUUUUAAUCAGAUUCUUAGGCUAUCUCAUCACUCAGAAUAUCUCACUCAGGAUGUGGACUCCGCAGGAAUUGAUGAUUUCAAUUUGGCCUUGCAAGAUGCUGAGAUUUUUGAAGCUCAAGCUAAGGGCCUUCCCUUCACCUGGUGGAACAAUCAAGAAGAUAGCCCAGCCUCUAAGAAGAUUGAUCAUGCUCUAAUAAACCAGGCUUGGGCUACUGCUCACCCGGAAUCUUUUGCUGAGUUCCUUGAACCUAUCCAAUCUGAUCACGCUGCUUGCCUUUUCACUGUUCCUUCUAUGCGACGGUCUGUCCGGAAACCCUUCAAGUACUUUCAUCAUGUGGCAGAUCAUCCGGAGUUCCAUGACUCGGUCUCUCAGGCUUGGAAUCCUCUCUCCAUUCAGGGUACCUCUCAAUUCAAGCUUGUAAGGUCUUUAAGAAAGCUUAAGAUUGUGCUUAGGAGCCUCAACAAGCGGCACUUCAGUGGCAUUAGUGCGAGAGUGAAAGAUACAGCUGAAAAGGUUGCCACUCUUCAAAGGCUCCUCCUAUCUAAUCCUGACGCUGAUGCUGCAAGGGAAGAACAUCAAGAGCGCGCUCUCUGGCAAAUCCUUAUCUCUGCUGAAGAGAAGUUUUAUCGCAAGAUAAGGCUGCACCCUCUUUGCUUUUCGCCUCAGGUAACCCACUUAUUGUUUGCUGAUGACUUGUUGGUUUUCUCUGAUGGUGCUCGCCACUCUCUAUCCGGGGUUGCUGAGGUUAUGCUUCAAUUCAAGAAUUACAGCGGCUUAGAUAUGAAUCCAGCAAAGUCAGAGAUAUUUUUUGGAGGCUAUAAUGAUAUUGAAGUUGGUGUUCUUAGUGCUAUCUCUGGCAUCAAAGUCGGUUCCUUUCCGACCAGAUUUCGAAAUUCUGAAGCUUUUUUGGGGGAGAGGAGAUUGAAAAUGGGGAAAUCUGGAGGAAGGAAGAAGAAGAGUGGUGGUGGUGGUGGUUCGAAUUCGAAUUCGAGUUCGAGUCAAGUCAAUUCCUCUGAAACUUCAGGAUUAUCGAAACCCUCAACGAUUGUUAAUGGUGGUGUUGAUUUCGAUGCUUCGAUAUUCUUGAAACGUGCACAUGAGCUUAAGGAAGAAGGUAAUAAAAAGUUUCAAGCAAGAGAUUACGUUGGUGCUCUUGAGCAAUACGAGAAUGGGAUUAAGCUUAUUCCUAAGAAUCAUCCAGAUAGAGCUGUGUUUCAUAGCAAUAGAGCUGCUUGUUUGAUGCAGAUGAAGCCAAUUGAUUAUGAAUCUGUGAUUUCUGAAUGUUCUUUGGCUCUUAAAUCUCAGCCUGGUUUUACUAGAGCUUUACUUAGAAGAGCUAGAGCUUUUGAAGCUGUUGGCAAGUUUGAUUUAGCUGUUCAGGAUGUCAAUGUUUUGUUGGGGUCUGAUCCUAAUCAUAAGGAUGCUGGUGAGAUUUCCAAGCGGUUAAAAACCGCUUUGAGUCCUCAUCAAGAUUUGCAGAGCCGUCCUUCACCUGCAGCUCUUGGUGCUUCGGCUGCGUUAGGCGGUCCCAUUGCUGGACUUGGUCCUUGUUUACCUUCUCGUAAUGUUCAUAAAAAGGGUGUUGCUUCGCCUGUUGGGUCUGUUUCGUUGCCUAAUGCUAGUAAUGGUAAGGUAGAGAGGCCGCAGGUGGUGAAUCCGGUGACUGAAAAUGGUGGUUCGGUGAGUAAGGGACAGGCGUCGAGAGUUGUGUUGAAGCCGGUUAGUCAUUCACCGAAAGGGUCGAAGGUGGAGGAGUUGGGUUCUUCAUCUGUGGCUGUUGUUGAGAAGGUUCAAGAGAAGAGGAUUCGGUGGAGGCCGUUGAAGUUUGUUUAUGAUCAUGACAUAAGGUUGGGUCAGAUGCCUGUGAACUGUAGGUUUAAGGAAUUGAGAGAGAUUGUGAGCAGUCGUUUCCCGUCUUCGAAGGCGGUUUUGAUUAAGUACAAGGACAAUGAUGGAGAUUUGGUGACUAUAACUUCUACUGCAGAGCUGAAAUUGGCGGAAUCUGCUGCUGAUAGUCUUUUGACGAAAGAGCCUGAUACUGAUAAGUCUGAUUCUGUUGGGAUGUUGAGAUUGCAUGUUGUUGAUGUGAGUCCUGAGCAAGAGCCGAUGUUGCUAGAGGAAGAAGAGGAGGAAGUGGAAGAGAAGCCUGUUGUAGAAGAAGUCAUAUCAUCUCCUACAGAAUCGGUAUCGGAAACAGAAAUCAACAAUGAGAAGGCGGAUAAGGAAGUCGAAAAGGAGAAAGCGGGUUCUUCUGAGGAUCCUGAGACCAAGGAAUUGGAGAUGGAUGAUUGGUUGUUUGAUUUUGCUCAUCUCUUCCGUACUCAUGUCGGUAUUGACCCUGAUGCUCAUAUUGACUUGCAUGAGUUGGGAAUGGAGCUUUGCUCAGAGGCGCUUGAAGAAACUGUGACAAGCGAGAAAGCUCAACCACUAUUCGAUAAAGCUUCUGCGAAAUUCCAAGAAGUCGCUGCUUUAGCUUUCUUCAACUGGGGAAAUGUUCACAUGUGUGCUGCUAGAAAGAGGAUUCCUUUAGACGAAUCUGCGGGAAAAGAAGUGGUUGCAGCACAGCUUCAAACCGCUUACGAGUGGGUGAAAGAGCGAUACACAUUGGCAAAGGAGAAAUAUGAGCAGGCCCUCUCGAUCAAACCAGAUUUUUACGAGGGUUUGCUUGCUUUAGGACAGCAGCAAUUUGAAAUGGCGAAGCUACACUGGUCUUACUUGCUAGCUCAGAAGAUCGAUAUCUCAGGUUGGGAUCCAUCGGAAACCCUAAAUCUCUUUGACAGCGCAGAGGCAAAGAUGAAAGAUGCUACAGAGAUGUGGGAGAAGCUUGAAGAGCAGAGGAUGGAUGAUCUUAAAAACCCGAACUCGAACAAGAAAGAGGAAGUUUCUAAGAGGAGAAAGAAGCAAGGAGGAGAUGGGAGUGAAGAGGUUUCAGAAACAAUCACAGCUGAAGAAGCAGCAGAACAAGCGACUGCAAUGAGAUCACAGAUCCAUCUGUUUUGGGGAAACAUGCUGUUCGAAAGAUCGCAAGUUGAAUGCAAAAUCGGGAGGGAUGGUUGGAAUAAGAAUCUUGAUUCAGCUGUUGAAAGAUUCAAACUUGCAGGUGCUUCUGAAGCUGACAUAGCAACGGUCGUCAAGAAUCAUUGUUCCAAUGAAGCCGCUGCUACUGAAGGAGAUGAGAAAAAGGUACCUGCACCUUGAAACCCUUUAUUCAAACAAGAAUUUCGAUAUCAAGAGCUAUGAAACAAAAACCGAUUCUCGCUUAAUGAAUGGUUGUGUGACUGGAAAAUAACCCUGAAGAUGUAGACUGCUGAAUCUUGCUUGUUUUGAUGAUUCACACUUGGUUUUUUCAAGUUUAUCUUCUUCACCUCAAAGGUGAUAAAUUUUCCAGGGCAUU